AUGCUUCCGCAGCAGAAUAUCGCGCCGAGUCCGCGCUGCGGAAAGCCGCCAGUUUCUCCGCCGGUUUCGCCUCCUCUUCCGUCGCCAAAGCCCGGCACCACGCACACAUCCGCGGAACCUUCCGCGCACAACGCCGCGCGGAGGUUCAGCUCUUGCCCCGUGCGGUCGGAGGCGCAACGUUUGCCGCAGUCCCCGGCGUCAAAUGCGUCGGCCUCCGCUCUCGCAGCUACUGCUAUUUCGUCGUUCCCGCUCGUCGGGAUGUGGGCCAAGCAGAUGAAACAACCCGCGGCGGGUGCGGCGGGCGGAAGCGGGAUUUCCGCUCCCGCGCCGGCCGGUGGUUCCGCGCGACGGGAAGACCGCGCGCGGAAUGAGUUAUUGCGCCCAUCCGCCAGCGGAGAUGCUCGAAGCGGUUCCCGCAGCGGGAGAAGCAUCGGCGCAACUUCCGGCCGAUGCAGCUCCCCGGACGGGGAUUUUCGUGCGAUUUCUGAGGAGAGGCUCGACGGAAAGCGUCAGGAUGCCGCGAAUGGCGCCGUGACUGACGGCGCGAGUGACGGCGCGUCCGACGGCGGUGAUUCCGACGACGAGUUCGUGGAUCUUUAUUGGACGGCGUUGGAGCACCGCAAGGCGGCAAACACGGCGGUUUCCACGGCGCUAAGUCGACUCGGGGUGGGCACAAAGGGGGUGAGAGGGGAAGCAAGCUCGGGAGGGGGAAGCGCGCGCCACGGCGGGCGCAGCAACGGUGCGGAAGGAUUUGGCGGAGGGGGGAAGGCGGAAGGAAUCGGCGGAAGGCAUAGGCGCAGCAGCAGUUUUGGCGACCUCGCGGAGGCGCAUCAUCCGCUGCAGGGGGGGGCGGGGGACGGAAGCGGGCGGUUCGCGCGGCGACAGGUGGGACAGGUGGGAUGUGGGAUGGGCGGUUCUGGUGGCGAUAUCGCAACGGGCUUGGGCAGGCUCGGAGAAAAAGAAACUGCCGCUGCGGCUGCCGCCGCUGCCGCUGCCGCUGCUGCUGCUGCAGAUUUUGCUUUUCCCAAAUACGGUGCGGCUAGUAACGGGGUUGCGCGUAGCGGGGAUGGGGACUCGCGUCCGGGGCACAGGCGGCGGCACAGCAUCACGUGCAUCGACACGGAGCUGAAGGAAUUCCUUGACUUGGUUGACUUGGACGAGGAGGAAGAUGCGGAGGAAGCUGCGGAGGAAGAUGCGAAGGAAGUUUCGGAGGAAGAUGCGGAGGAAGGGGAGAAGGGAGAAGCGGAGGGAGAAGCGGAGGGGGAAGCGGAGGGGGAAGCGGAGGGGGAAGCGGAGCAUGGGGGAGGAAUGCGCAGGAGCGGAAGGAAUCUUACGUGCAUCGACGCGGAGCUGAAGGAAUUCCUUGACUUGAUUGACUCGGACGAAGGGGACGAGGGGGAGGAUGGGGAGGAGGGGGAGGAGGGCGGAGGAUGUUUUCCGCGGAACGGGGAGGAGGGGAGGGCGGGGAGGGCGGGCGGAGAGGGCGGGAAGAAGGGGAAAGGCGGGGAAGGCGAGGAUAGAGGUGAAGGAGGGAAAGAAGCCAGGGUGAGCUUUGAGUUUGAUACGCCUGGGGCUGCCGCCUCUGCCCGUCGCAGUGCUGCUACUGCCGCCGCUACUGCCGCUGCUGCUGGCGCUGCUGCUGGCGCUGCUGCUGGUGCUGCUGCUGCCUCUGCUGCUUCGUCCGCGGGUGCUUCUCCCACUGCAUACAGCGCAAGAGCAGCAGCGGCAGAGGAACGCACAGGGAGGGGGAAAACCCCCUCUGGCUCCAAUUCCUCCUCCUCCUCCUCCUCCGUUUUCUCCACGCCUGUAGCCUUCGACGACCUCCCUCUCGGGUACUCCGCCUCUUCCCCCACUCCCCUCUCUCCGGCCUCACUGAUUUCCCCAUCCGCCAGCCCCUUAACGUCCCCCUCAGAACCUGUUGCUGCGGCGGCGUUUCCGCGGCACUCACCAGUAGCACUGGCGUCUGGUGUUGCCAGCACGCCUAAGGGCGGGGCCGUGGCUGCACGGGCAGCAGCGGCGGCGGGUGAGAGAAGGGGAGGGUGUGCUAGUGGUGAACCAAGCAGGGUUGGAGUGAGCCGCUCUGGUGGUGUUGCCUCGCUCUGGGCUGCUGCCUCGCACAACCCUGCCAUUGCUCAGUCGAGUCGUCGCCCUGCUCCUGCUACUGGUCCAGCGGCUGCUGUUGCGGCUACUGCCGACAGGGCUACUGCUAUGGGUCCAGCUCCUGCUGCUGUGGUUCCAGCUGCUGCUGCUGCUGCUGCUGCUGCUGCAGCUGCUGCUGACAGGGCUACUGCUCGACCUGCCAACUCGCUGCGUGUGAACGGCCGGCGCCUCAGCGCGGGCGACCUGAGUGCUCUGCUCGGCGGCAGCAGCUUCGAAACGAGCACUUUGGACAGCGCGCCUGGUUACGCCACUGGUUACCCCACCAAAGACACGGGUGUAACCAUGCCUGUGGGUGCGACCAGCAGCGGCGGCGGCAGCAGCAGCGAGCGGGCGAGGCAAAUGUGCCUGAGUGAGGCGCGGCGGAUCGCCGGCGUCUGCUACCCCUCGAUUGUUGCUGGCUCCCCUGCUCCCGUUCUCUCCGGUCCUGCCAGCCCUCCUCCUGGUCUUCGUGGGGCAAUCGGGCCUCUUGCAUCCCUAGGCCCUCUUGCCCCUCCUCGCCCUGCUUCCACUGGCAAGCCGCUUGGAGGCGACAUCACCAGGCUGGCCGAGUCUCCCCGACCUGCCCCUAGGGUUGGUCAGGAUUUUCUUGGGAAUGCCCUGCCGGGCAGUGCCUGUGAAUUUUUUCCUGCCCGUGCAAGGCUGCUGCGGCCUGGCACUCCGGGAGUGCCUUCCCUUACAGGGGCUGGGAGGGUCGCUGAUGGUGCUGCGUCUACCCCAGUAGCUGCUGCUGCUUUCUCUCUUGCUGCUUCUCCAGGCCAGCGCCUGUGUCAACUGGCAAGAUUCAUCUUCCACUCCCCGGUCGUUUCAACACACAGCAAGCAUCACAGCUCGUGA
Molecule: messenger RNA, 2994 nt
Organism: Closterium sp. Naga37s-1
Lineage: Eukaryota; Viridiplantae; Streptophyta; Zygnematophyceae; Desmidiales; Closteriaceae
Source: the annotation of a GenBank genome assembly